GACAGGCGGGCGGGCGGGCAGAGCGAGCCACCCGCCAGGCUGCGCUCAGCCCCGCUCGCAGCGGAGAGAGCAGAAGGCAGGAGGAGGGAGGGGAGGAGGGAGGAGGGAGGGAGAGAGGGAAUCCAGCUACCACCACCCAAAGCCAGCGUCUGCUUUCUGUCCUCAUUUCCUUUUCCCACCCAGCUCGGAGAGCAGAGAAAGGCAGAGAGAGAGAGAGAGAAAUAGAGACAGGCAGACAAACAGACAGACAGACAGAGCGGGAGGGAGGAGGGCGGCGGAGGAGGAGCAGGAGGACUACGCGGGGCGCCUUCCCUCCCAGCCGGGCGCCCGUGUCGCUGCCGCCGGCGGAAGAUAGACGCCCCCCGAAACCCCUCGCCUGGCUCGGACCCACGGAGCCGGCAGCCCAGCACUCCGAUGGGGAGGCUGCCUGACCAUCGGCCUGGACCCCAGAGCCAAGCCAGCUGAGUGAGUGCUGAGGGCCCCGGGUGAGCUCAGGCCUCUGCAGAGACUACCCUGGAGAAGCUGAUGCUGGUAGAGACAGACCUUUCCUGCUGAGUCCAGCCUCUGCAGAGCCUGCACAGGCGCUGUCCACACCCCAAGGCCUGGGCUCAGGCCGAAGUUGCUCCACAACACCCCCAGCUGACAGCCAUCGACUGGCAGAGUCCCCAAGCACGGGGGCCCUCUGUUUACCAGAGAUAACCAGUGUGACAGCCCAGGCGGCAGAGCCGAGGGUUCUGGUCCCGGCUUCUCGUACCCUCAUGUCAGCCCUGGCCCCGCCCGGCGGCCCGAGGAGGACAAGGUCAGGAUGCGUGUGAAGCCCCAGGGCCUGGUGGUGACUUCCAGUGCCGUGUGCAGCUCUCCUGACUACCUCCGAGAGCCCAAGUACUACCCCAGCGGCCCCCCAACCCCCCGGCCCUUGCUUCCCACCCGGCCCCCUGCCAGCCCACCUGACAAGGCCUUUUCCACCCAUACCUUCUCGGAGAACCCACGCCCACCCCCUCGGAGGGACCCCAGCUCCCGCCGUCCACCAGUCCUUGCCAAGGGAGACGACCUGUUACCUCCUCGGGCAGCCCGGCCUGUCUCCCAGGCCCAUUGUCCCUCACCGGCUCCAGACAACAACUCCCUCCGUCACUGGGACAACGGGCGUGUGAACCUGCGUCCAGUGGUGCAGCUGAUUGACAUCAUGAAGGACUUGACAAGGCUGUCGCAGGACCUGCAGCACAGCGGUGUGCAUCUGGACUGUGGAGGGCUUCGGCUGAGCCGCCCACCCGCUCCGCCACCCGGCGACCUGCAGUACAGCUUCUUCUCUUCGCCCAGCCUGGCCAACAGCAUCCGCAGCCCCGAGGAACGUGCUAACCCUCACACCAAGUCAGAGCGGCCCAGCCACCCUCUCUAUGAACCUGAGCCUGAGCCCAGGGAUAGUCCCCAGCCUGGCCAAGGCCAUGGUCCUGGAGCCACGGCCACGGCCACUGGACUGCCCCCCGAGCCCGAGCCGGACGGGCCUGAUUACUCUGAGCUGGCAGAUGCUGACAUCCUCAGUGAACUGGCCUCCCUCACGUGCCCCGAGGCCCAGCUCCUGGAGGCUCAAGCCCUUGAGCCGCCUUCACCACAGCCUGAGCCGCAGCUCCUGGACCCCCAGCCCCGCUUUCUAGAUCCACAGGCACUAGAGCCUCUAGGAGAAGGUUUGGAGCUACCACCCCUGCAGCCCCUUGCUGAUCCCCUGGGGCUGCCGAGCCUGACCCUGCAGGCCCUAGACACCCUACCUGAUUCCUUGGAAUCCCAGCUCCUUGACCCUCAGGCCCUCGACCCCCUGCCCAAGUUGCUAGAUGUCCCCGGUCGACGUCUAGAGCCCCAGCAAUCCUUGGGGCACUGCCAACUGGCUGAGCCCUUACGCCUGGACUUGUGCUCACCUCAUGGUCCCCCUGGGCCUGAGGGCCACCCCAAGUACGCCUUGAGGCGCACUGAUAGGCCAAAGAUCCUGUGUCGCAGGCGGAAAGCCGGAAGGGGGCGGAAGGUGGACUCAGGACCUGAGGGUCGCCUGCUUCCUCUUCCCAUGCCUACAGGGCUGGCAGCUGCUCUGGCCGAGCCCCCACCGCUGCCGCCACCACCACCUCCUCCUACUCUGUCAGGCCCAGGCCCAGUUCCUGAGCUGGAGCCAGAGUCUUCUCAAACCCCAAUGGUCCCUACCCGCAAAGGCAAGUGCAGGGGUGUGCGGCGCAUGGUGGUGAAAAUGGCCAAGAUCCCCGUGUCACUGGGGCGGAGGAACAAGACCACGUACAAAGUUUCAUCCUUGAGCAGCAGUCUGAGUGUGGAGGGCAAGGAGCUGGGCUUGAGGGUGUCGUCAGAGCCCACCCCACUGCUGAAGAUGAAGAACAACGGGCGGAAUGUGGUGGUCGUCUUCCCGCCAGGUGAGAUGCCCAUCAUUCUCAAGCGCAAGCGUGGCCGCCCUCCCAAGAACCUGCUGCUGGGUCCCGGGAAGCCCAAAGAGCCGACAGUGGUAGCUGCCGAGGCUGCUACUGUGACAGCAGCCACCAUGGCCAUGCCCGAGGUGAAGAAACGACGACGACGGAAACAGAAGCUGGCGUCUCCGCAACCAUCAUAUGCAGCAGACGCCAAUGACAGUAAGGCUGAAUAUUCUGAUGUCCUUGCCAAGCUGGCCUUUUUGAACCGCCAGAGUCAGUGUGCUGGGAGGUGCUCGCCACCCCGCUGCUGGACACCCAGUGAGCCUGAGUCCGUGCACCAGGCCCCGGACACUCAGAGCAUCUCUCAGUUCCUGCAUCGGGUGCAGGGCUUCCGGAGGCGUGGAGGCAAAACAGGAGGCUUUGGAGGUAGGGGUGGAGGCCACGCAGCCAAGGCAGCCCGCUGUUCCUUUAGUGACUUUUUUGAGGGCAUUGGCAAGAAAAAGAAGGUGGUAGCAGUGGCAGCUCCUGGGGUUGUGGGUCCUGGUCUCACCGAGUUGGGGCAUCCACGCAAAAGGGGCCGAGGGGAGGUAGAUGCUGUAACUGGGAAACCCAAGCGCAAGAGGCGGUCCCGAAAGAAUGGGACUCUGUUCCCAGAGCAGGUGCCCAGUGGCCCAGGCUUUGGGGAGGCAGGUGCUGAGUGGGUCGGAGACAAGGGUGGUGGCUGGGCUCCUCACCAUGGGCACCCAGGAGGGCAGGCUGGCAGAAACUGUGGUUUCCAGGGGACCGAGGCCAGGGCUUUUGCCUCCACUGGGCUGGAGAGUGGGGCUUCAGGCCGUGGCAGCUACUAUGCUGGUGCGCCCUCAGGCCAGACGGAGCUCAGCCAGGAGCGCCAGAACCUCUUCACUGGCUAUUUUCGGUCCCUGCUUGAUUCAGAUGACUCCUCUGACCUCUUGGACUUUGCCCUGUCGGCCUCUCGCCCAGAGUCCCGGAAGGCAACGGGAACCUAUGCAGGGCCUCCCUCCAGUGCACUGCCUGCUCAGCGGGGCCUUGCCACUUUCCCAAGCCGGGGAGCCAAGGCUAGCCCGGUGGCAGUGGGCAGCAGUGGAGCUGGGGCAGACCCCUCCUUCCAGCCUGUCCUGCCUUCCCGUCAGACCUUUCCACCAGGGCGGGCAACAAGCUACGGGAUAACUCCAGCCACUUCAGACUGCCGGGCAGCUGAGACCUUCCCAAAGCUGGCUCCCCCUCCUUCAGCCGUGGCCCGCUCACCUACAACCCACCCGCCUGCCAACACCUACCCACCUCAGUAUGGUGGCUAUGGGGCCGGGCAAAGCGUGUUUGCCUCGGCAAAGCCCUUUUCAGGCCAGGACUGUGCAAACAGCAAGGACUGCAGCUUCGCCUAUGGCAGCGGCAAUAGCCUCCCUGCCUCACCCAGCAGUGCCCACAGUGCUGGCUACGCCCCGCCACCUACUGGGGGUCCCUGCCUACCACCCAGCAAGGCUUCCUUCUUCAACAGCUCUGAGGGGGGCCCCUUCUCUGGGUCAGCUCCCACACCCUUGCGCUGUGACAGUCGAGCCAGUACCGUCUCACCCGGUGGCUACAUGGUGCCCAAGGGCACCACGGCUUCUGCGGCCUCUGCGGCCUCCUCCUCUUCCUCUUCCUUUCAGCCCUCACCUGAGAACUGUCGGCAGUUUGUGGGGGCUUCUCAGUGGCCUUUCCGGCAGGGGUAUGGAGGCCUGGACUGGGCCUCAGAGGCCUUUAGUCAGCUCUACAAUCCCAAUUUUGACUGCCACGGCAGCGAACCCAAUGUGAUCUUGGACAUCUCGAACUACACGCCGCAGAAGGUAAAGCAGCAGACGGCCGUGUCCGAGACCUUCUCCGAGUCAUCCUCGGACAGCACCCAGUUCAGUCAGCCAGUCGGUGGUGGUGGCUUCAGGCGUGCCAACAGCGAGGCCUCAAGCAGUGAGGGCCAGUCUAGCCUGUCGAGCCUGGAGAAGCUCAUGAUGGACUGGAAUGAAGCGUCGUCUGCUCCCGGCUACAACUGGAACCAGAGUGUCCUCUUUCAGAGUAGCUCAAAGCCUGGCCGUGGACGGCGGAAGAAGGUGGACCUGUUUGAGGCCUCCCAUCUGGGCUUUUCAACAUCCACCUCGGCCACUGCCUCUGGCUACCCGUCCAAACGGAGCACCGGGCCCCGGCAGCCUCGGGGUGGCCGGGGUAGUGGGGCCUGCUCGGCCAAGAAGGAGAGAGGUGGUACAGCGGCCAAAGCCAAGUUCAUCCCCAAGCCACAACCGGUGAAUCCCCUGUUCCAGGACAGCCCAGACCUCGGCCUGGACUACUACAGUGGCGACAGCAGCAUGUCACCACUGCCCUCCCAGUCGAGAGCCUUUGGUGUGGGAGAACGCGAUCCCUGUGACUUCAUGGGACCCUACUCCAUGAAUCCAUCGACACCUUCUGAUGGCACUUUUGGCCAAGGCUUCCACUGUGACUCUCCCAGCCUGGGUGCUGCGGAGCUUGAUGGCAAGCAUUUCCCACCACUGGCCCACCCGCCCACAGUGUUCGAUGCUGGCCUGCAGAAGGCCUACUCUCCCACCUGUUCACCAACGCUAGGCUUCAAGGAAGAGUUGCGGCCACCACCUUCCAAGCUGACUGCCUGUGAGCCCCUCAAGCAUGGUCUUCAGGGGGCUAGCCUGAGCCAUGCUGCCCAAGCCCACCUGAGCUGCCGGGACCUGCCGCUGGGCCAGCCUCACUAUGAUUCCCCUAGUUGCAAGGGUACAGCCUACUGGUACCCACCAGGUUCAGCUGCCCGUAGCCCACCCUAUGAAGGCAAGGUGGGCUCGGGGCUGCUGGCUGACUUCCUGGGCAGGACGGAAGCUGUCUGCCUCAGUGCCCCUCACCUGGCUAGCCCACCAGCCACGCCCAAGGCCGACAAGGAGCCACUGGAGAUGGCCCGGCCCCCGGGUCCACCCCGUGGCCCUGCUGCAGCCACUGCUGGCUAUGGCUGCCCACUCCUUAGUGACUUAACUCUGUCCCCUGUGCCGAGGGACUCGCUGCUGCCCCUGCAGGACACUGCCUACAGGUAUCCAGGCUUUAUGCCGCAGGCACAUCCUGGCCUGGGUGGGGGCCCUAAGAGUGGCUUCCUGGGGCCCAUGGCGGAACCUCACCCUGAGGACACAUUUACCGUCACCUCCCUGUAGUACCAACUGAAGUGCCGACUGGACCACGAGGUUUUGUUCCUGGAUAGCUCUGUCUGUUUCGUCACUGUCCACCUUUGGUUCCACGAUGCCUGCGCUGGAGAAGUAGAUGAAGUCUGUGUCCAGUCCAUGUGAACUAGCAGCCUACUUUGCACUGGCCAGUAAACCAUGCCCAAGACACCACUGACCACGAACCUAAUGCGCUUGUUUCAACCCAACAUGAAUACCCUGUCUAUGGGAGGCUGGGUUCUCCAGCAAGAAGGCGGAUCCUCCACACCAGCCCUUGUGAGCUACAUGAGGAGGGAGGGAAGGCAACAGGAACUUCCUUGAGGCUGGAAAUGGAGCCUAACAAAUGAGAGAUUUCAGCAGUGAGAGCCCUACUCAGCCACCUGGGUCUCUGGCCCACCCCCACCCCAGUCCAUUCUGCCCAUGGUGGCCGCCAUAAGUACUUGCUGUUCAGCAUUUUUAGAUGCACAGUGUCUGGAGCCCCUAAAAUAUUUAUUGGAUGAAUUGAUUAAAGCACAUCUGUUCUUGCAGCUCCGUGCUUCACACCUUGUGAUUGCAUCCUUCCUCUCCAGCCUUCAGUCUACAGAACGCAGGCUUGAAUGCCUGCCAUGGUGCAGAGGGUAUCUGGGCUUCUGUCCCAACAUCCACCUCUGCCUGAGCCCCAUCUCUCUCUCUCUCUCUCUCUCUCUCUCUCUCACACACACACACACACACACUCACACACACUCACACACACACACACCCUUCCUGACCAGGCCGAGUCAGCAGGGAGCAUGAGAGUUUUUAUAGGAUAUGCCCUCGUUUUCUUUGCCCUCUCUUACCCAGUGUGGUCUCCUACCUGUCUGCCCUGUGCAGGUGUGUCCCGAGUGUACCAUCAGUCCCUUUGGACUGUUCACUCGUGUCUGAUCAUUUGGGGGAUAUGGCAGGUGUAUGUGCACAUGCAUGCACACAUGUAUGCAUGUGAAAGAAAUAGACUGCAAGAAAUAGCCUGGAAGAACCAAGAGAGGAAAGGGUGGUCGGUGCCUGCCUUUAAUCCCAACACCCUGGCGGCAGAAACGUGCACUCUGACUGCCAGACCAGCCAGGGCUACAUAGAGAAAACCCUGUCUCCAAAAGAGAGAGGUGAAGGCUCAGUGCCUACAUCUUCAGGAAGUAAUCCUAAAAGUGGCACACGGAAGGAAGGGUGUGUCAGGGAACCUGUGACACUCUCAGGACCAGGUGGCUUUCAAAGGGGAGGCCUCCUUCCUGGAGACACAUCUGUAUGUGUAAUAGUGUACAAAUGCGGAGAUGAGGACUUGUUACCUCAAGACAAAAUGAACUGGCAAGUGGGCGGUGUGCUCACAGCAGAUUGGGUGUCUGCAGGUGAGAAGCCUGUCUAAUCCAUCAGCAAGUUUUGUAGGUCUCUGUGUCCAGUAACAAAAGGGGGGGGGCUCUCAGAACCAAAGUUCAAGGCACCGAUCCUGAAAAGUGGAGGAGCCCCCCAGACCCUGAGGUCUUUGGUCUCGGUUGGAAGCCUCCUGUGACCCUUCACUGAACCUCUCGUGGUAUAUCUGCCUGUCAGGUGUAGUUUAAGCCCCACAGAAAUAUCUUGCACAUUGAGGUACCUCAAAGGCCUGCAGUAACAUGAAAUGCCAGAGAAGUAGCUUGGUCUUCAGGCGACUGAUUUGCCCUUUGACCCUUGUGUCUGGAACACCUAAAGGUCUCAUCACUUGUUCAAGCCCUUUGCUUUUCAGAAAGAGAACUGAAGCUCAGAGAGAGAAGGGCCUCCCUCUCCAUCUUCCGCGCCUGACACUGAAAUCCUUUUCUGGAGGCAUAGACCAGGGAGCGGAGGUCAAGCCUUAGCACAUGCCCUAGCAGGAAGUGGGUGUGGUACAGUUUCUUACCAGGAGUGUACCCUCCCUUCAUAGAGAGAAUGGUUCUCUGGGCGGCCAGAUCUCUUUAUAAUCCAUAGCACUUUGAAUCUCUGCCCAGGCAAAGACCACCGAAGUCUCUAAAGCUGCUGGAGUGUGAGGGUACAGUGGAUGUGGUUCUAAGGUUCCUCCUGGGGCCACUAAGUAACGCAGUUGGUGUCCUGGGGCCAGGUGCAUACUGGAACUGAGGGUUCAGAAGUGAACCACACAGGUCCAUGUUCUAGCAGAGCAGCAUGGGGAAUGGCAAGUGCUCUGGUAGCUAUGGUAACAAGGCCUUCUAAGAAGGCAUCCUAGAGGCAUGUGAAAGCUGAGGUGCUGACCAGCCAUAGAUCUGUCACAGUGCUGCCAUUUGUCCACACGUAUGUGCCAUCCCAGCAUGCUCUAGUCUUCCUUCCCAGACUGGGUGCAGGGUUCCUCCUCAUCCUGAGCCCCACAGGCCUUGCCUUGGCACAACCCUCUAUCUGCAGAUGACCUGGGUUAGGACGUGUCUGCUUUGCUGUCCCUCCACUUCAGCAGGCUUUUUACGGUGGAUCCAGAGCGAUUCUGCUCUCUGCCUUGUUCCUAAUCCCUCAGCAGGGCUGCCUGGCACCUCGUUAUUUGGUUCGGUUUUCAGGACUUGAGUCUAGCUAAGUCUGCAUUCGGCCCAGCAUAACCUCCUCCCUGCACGAAGAACACCCCCGUCCCAGCCUUUGAUUCUUCCCCACCCACCAUCCUCCCCCAGAUUCUGCUUGUGCCUCUGGCUGGCCAAGUCCUAGAAGCUGGGAAGGCAGUGGGAGGGAAGGGUAAGGUGCUCUGGGCAGCCUAGCAGAGGGUGAGAAAGCCUCCUGCUGCCUGGCCGCAGGCACCAUGGGAAGGAAGGUUCUGGCAGGAACCGCCUGCUGGGCUGAGAUCACCAUGGAGACCUGGCUUACUGAGGGUCACUGGCAGUGGCUAAGGGCUGGUGGGGGUGGGAGCGAAGGGGAUUUAUGCAGGAUUUGUGCUCUAGGCCCUUGGGGGAGCAGGCAAAACUGGGGUUCUUCAUCACUCACUGUGCCAAGUAGUUUGCAGGAGCCCACCCUCUAUUGUUGGUUACCCAGAAGAUUGUUCAUCUUGGCAACUGUCCCUCAACUGCAGAGACAUCAGCUUCUGGACUGAGGCCCCCAGUGCUUGCUGAGCCUGGCACCCCACAUGUCACGGUCCUUUCCCUUCAUCUCUGCAAUUGGUCGAGCUUGUCACCCUAACUGUAGAGAGCUGACAUUCAUCCCCGCAGCACCUCUGCUCCCAAGAGCUGCUUUUCUGCUUACUGCCCCAAUUGUGAUGCAUCUGUCACCUUACAGACGCACUGGCUUGUCCUCCCCACUACCCCUUACUGAGGUACAGAUCUGAUGUCUCAGGCCUCACCAGCCCUUUUGCUUCUCUCUGCCUGGCCUCAUCACCAAAAUGGGGUGCUUCUCCUUCCCUGCAGGAGCCCACCUGGUGCCCCUGGCUCUCAGGAGUGUCCUGGCUAGUCCAACCAGAGGACAAAAGUCAUCCCUGGAGCUGAUUGCCCAGCAGACAGCAGCUGAGGCUGAGCGGAAUGCCAAUGUGGUCCUGUUGGAGAGGCAAGCCAAGAAAGUACAGGGAGAAAGGCUUUCUGUCGCUGCUGCCUGGCUCCUGCGGCUGUGGGGGAGGACAGGUGGCUCACAGAGGAGACUUAGAAGGCAGUUUAGCACCCCAGCCCUGCUCCUCUUCUGGAGGAAAUGGUCUUGCACUUGGGGGUGGGGAGCCAGGAUCGCAGACCUCUGAACGGCAGGCAGUCUAACGGCCCAGGGUUCUGGGAAUGACCAAGCUGGUCCUGUCCUGGCUAUAUCUCAUCCCUUACAGCAACGGCUGCAGAUCUGGGUGAGGGGGGUUGGGCCAGACUGGUGGUCUGCGUAGAGAAGAUAAGUUCCACACACGUGAUCAGAACUGUCUAUGGAAAAGAGGUACCCGAGUGGCUGUGGGGACUGGGGAGUUUGCUAGCUUCAGGAAGGCAGUGUCUCCACCAACACAGAUGGCAUUGUGUUGGAUGAGUUCUUUCUACCUUCAUUCAUCUCCUCUCUCCUGGGAGCAGAGUGGGUGAGGGGGCCUAGGAAGAGAGGUGGCAUUCAAAUAAAUAGAAUCAGGCUUUCACCCCUUGUGGUGCUCUGCCUCGCAAGCCUCUGUCCUUGGAACUUCUCUUACCGUGGAGGUUUGGAAGGCCUGUCUGGCCCCAGGAAGAUAAUAAAAGUGAUAGUUUUAGUGAUUGCAUAUCUGUGUUGAAUCUUCCUCUGUCUUAGCCCACUGGAUUCAGCAACAAAAUCUAGGCUGGGUACCCCUGUUGUCCCUGCUUUACUCUC
Molecule: messenger RNA, 9841 nt
Organism: Mus caroli (Ryukyu mouse)
Lineage: Eukaryota; Metazoa; Chordata; Mammalia; Rodentia; Muridae
Gene: Ahdc1
Product: AT-hook DNA binding motif containing 1
Source: RefSeq, a predicted model, not a curated record